GGGAAAUAUAAACAGCGGGCACAGGCACGGCCGGGAUGCUGCCGCGGGACGGGCCGGGCCGGCCGGGAGCAGAGGCAGCGCUCGGGGCUGAGAGUUGAAGAUGGCAGAGCUGGAAAGCACAGUCAUAAACACCAAUGUAAACCAGAAAGACCCCAGCACGGCACUGGUCAUUGCUGUGACCACCAGAGCCAUCUUCAACCUGGAGGAGGAGCACAAGCUUUACCUGGAGAAGGGCAAGGAGGAGUACACAAGGCACCAGCAGGCCAACCAGGACAAGCCCCUGCCACCAGGCACAGCCUUUGCCUUCAUCCAGGCAGUGCAGUAUGUUAACAAGAAGAUCCUGGAGAGCAGCCCAGCAGAGAGGGACCUCUUUGACAUCCUGGUGCUCUCCAACAACAGCCCAGAGAGCGGCGUGCGCAUCAUCAACAGCGCCAAGCACUACGGGCUGGAGAUCUCCAAGUUCUGCUUUGUCAGCGAUGAGGACUCCACACAGUACCUGAAGUCCCACGGUGUGAAGCUGUUCCUCUCAGCUGACAGGACAGAUGUCUGCAAUGCCCUCCGGAGAGGGGUCUCGGCGGCGCUCGUCUUCCAGCAAGAGGUGCAGGCCCCCAGCACUCCGCUCCGCGUGGCGUUUGACGGGGACGCCGUGCUCUUCUCGGAUGAGACAGACCAGAUCUUCCAGGAGCAGGGCCUGGAGGGGGCAGUGCAGUACGAGCGGGCCAUGGAGGCCGUCCCCAUAGGAGAGGGCCCCCUGAAGGCUUUUGCCAUGCACCUCGGGAAGCUGCGUAAGAAGUUUGGCCAGGGAGAGUCCCCCAUCCGCACCUACCUGGUGACAGCGCGCAGCGGCCGGGACAUGGGCGUCCGAGCCAUCAAAACGCUCCGGGAAUGGGGACUGCCCAUCGACGAGGCUUUCUUCAUGGAUGGGGCUCCCAAAGGCCCCAUCCUCGCCCAGAUCCAGCCUCACAUUUUCUUUGAUGAUGGGCUUCAUAACAUCCAAGGGGCCCAGAAUGUGGGGGUUCCCUCUGCCUGGGUGCCUUCCUGCUGCUGAUGGGCUGCAGGCCAGCAGUUCUCCCUCCCAGCAACACAGGGGACUGGGUCAGUUGGAGGCAAAACUUCUGGUGGAGAAAGAAAGAUCUCCUAACGUGCAGCAAGCAAAUCUCAGGGAAAGGGAACGAGAGCAUGGACUCCCAUGCAAAGCUUGAUGCAUAUUUCUGCUCCUCAUAAGAGGCUCUUUACGUCUUAGGAUAAAGCCAGAAGACACAACUGCUCCAGGAUGGGAGGACACCUUUGCUGUGACACUGAGGACUACACCUACCUGCCAUGUAGGACCUGGGGACUUUUCUCAAAGAAAUUAGUGAAGCUAAUGCCAUACACACAAGAUGAAAGGAGCAAGAAAAAAAAAUGUUAGUUUU
Messenger RNA from Melozone crissalis (California towhee), 1412 nucleotides. Its product is annotated as cytosolic 5'-nucleotidase 1A-like. The coding region runs from base 101 to 1048 and encodes 315 amino acids. Gene Ontology annotation, biological process: adenosine metabolic process; nucleotide metabolic process. Gene Ontology annotation, molecular function: magnesium ion binding; 5'-nucleotidase activity; nucleotide binding. The transcript is spliced from 7 exons. Gene Ontology annotation, cellular component: cytosol; cytoplasm. The record is from RefSeq and is a predicted model, not a curated record. Lineage: Eukaryota; Metazoa; Chordata; Aves; Passeriformes; Passerellidae.